CUGGUUCCUUUAACGUCUCGUGACGAUGACGUCAUUGGGAGGGACAACCGCCCCCGAAAACAACUUCACCUCUGAUGCGUUUUUAGUUUCUGUUCAUUUUUAUCACAGCGUUGGUACCAACCACAGGUUUCUUCACCAUGAAUGUGUGCCAAACAAUGGAAACAGAGGAGGAUCUCCUGACUUGUCUCAGCAUCAGGUUGUAUCACCCACAACAGCAUCGCAAAGGCCUUUUCAGUCUGCUUCCGCUGGGCAAUAGAAGCAAACAUCCAGCGGAUGAAUCUCUACGCUUUGGACGGGAUGCCCAGUCUUGCACCUUUGCCCUGGUUGACUCCCGGGUGUCACGCAAGCAGUUUGCCCUGCAAGCUUAUCGAAUACCGGAGACUUCGGAGAUGCAGUUCAUCCUGCAAAACCUGUCUCAGACGGUCAAAGUGACCGUUAACGGUUCAACGCUGGACUUCUUAGAGAAGACCGAUCUGCCAAGGAAGGCCCUGGUCCGGUUCACUGAAUACGAGAUGCUGAUUGUCAGAGAGGAAGGAGAGGCCAAGCAGAGCUUUGAGGUGGAGCUGGAGAUACUGUCCGUUCCUCCUUCUAGGGAGACUGGCCCCUGCGAGCACUGUGCUAUGCCCAUCAUGGACACCGGCAGACCCCCCUUGUCCGAACUAAGGGUCCCGUCUGAGACUGACGAAACAUUGUUCCUCACUUGAAAUCCCACCAUAUUUGUGAAGAUUUUUAACAUUUUUCUAGCCUUCAAGCAUUUGUUGUAACAUGUCAUUGACUAACCGCUUUUGUUUAAACCGGGGGUCAGCAACCUGCGGCUCUAGAACCAUAUGCGGCUCUUUAGCGCCGCCCUAGUGGCUUCUUGGAGUGUUUUCAAAAAUGUUUGAAAACAGCAAAUUAUUUUUUGACAUUUUAGUUCUAAUACAGUUUCUGUAGGAGGACAAAUAUGACAUUCUUCUAUAUUCUUUUAGUAUUCGAUUAAUCGAUGAACUAGUUAAUUCGAAUAAUCGAGUCAUCGGAUAAGAUACAUGAAAAAUUAAAAUACCUGAGCUGAGCCUCACACGGUAUAAAAAAAUAAAUAAGGAUCUAUGUACAACGAAAGAACAAUUGGCUAACUUACGUAGCUAAAGUCUAUUAGCUUUGUGCUGCACCGAUUAAUCGAUUAACUCCAGUAUUCGAUUAGAAAAAAAUAUUCAAAUUAAAUUUUGCUGCUUCGAGUAUGCGUUUAAUUAAAGUGGCGUUGUAAUGGUUUGUUUUGAAAGUGUUUGCAUUUAGUUUAAUUGAUUUGGGUGGAUUCACAGCCCUCUAGUCUGCCUCAUUUCAUGUGACUAAAUCCAGCUGCUCCUUGUUAAGACCAACAUUAGCUUUUGUUUGAGCUAAUGUUUUUAAUGCAUUCGUAUAGUAGUUUAUAGGUAUAUUUAGCUGCUUUUUGUGGGAAUAUGUGUCUGAACCAUUUAAGAGCGUUGUGUGAAAAACAAAACCAAAAAAACCUAGCCUUUUAUAGCAUUUAAGCUAGCAGCCUUUUGCUAUGUAAGUUAGCCAAAUGUUUGUUGUACCUCGAUCCUCAUUUUUUUUGUUUUUUUUUUAAAUACCGUUUGAGGCUCAGCUCAGGUAUUUUAAUUUUUUAUGUUCCUUAUCCGAUUACUCGAUUAAUCGAACUAACUAGCUCAUCGAUUAAUCGACUACUAAAAUAAUCGAUAGCUGCAGCCCUAAUUAGCUUAAAUGCUAUAAAAAGCUAAUAUAUAUAUAUAUAUUUUUACAAUGCUCAAAAUGGUUCAGACAUAUUCCCACAAUAAAUGUCUACAUAUACCUAUAAACUAAAUUAUGAAUGCAUUAAAAAAAACAUUAGCCCAAACAAAAACUUAUGUUGGUCUUAACAUGGAGCAGCUGGAUUCAGCCAUGUGAAAUGAGGCAGACUAGAGGGCAGUGUAUCCACCCAAAUCAAUAAUGCUAACACUUUCAAAAUAAACCAAUACAACGCCACUUUAUUUAAACGAAUACUCGGAGAAGCAUAAUUUAAUUCUAAUCUUUUUGACUUGAGUUAAUCGAUUAAUCAUUACAGCACUACAUUCUUCGAAUUGUAAUGAAGUUAAACUGCAGGGAGAAUACACAUUUACUGUAUUUUUCACGCGAAAAGGUGCAUCGGAGUACAAGAAGUAGCUUCAAUUAAUGGCCUUUUUUAAAAUCGUUUUCAUCUUUUCACGUAAAGAGCGCACUGCAUUAUAAGGUGCAGUAGUAGCAGUCGUAGGCGUUGUGUUAUGCAUCCAUAAGAUGGAGCUGAGCUAAAUGGAAUGUCAUGCCAUGAUUAACUAAUAUUGAUCUAUAUAUAUGUACAUCAGAUUGUAAGGCGCACUGUCAGCUUUUGAGAAAGUUGAAGGAUUUCAGGUGCGCCUUAUAGUGUGGAAAUUACAGUAAUAAUGAAGGCUCAUUAUUUAUUUCUAACCAACUUAGUCAUUUUGAUCCAUCAUCUACCACUUAAUCCGGGGUCCGCAGCUUUACUUACCUAAUAUACAUACAGAAUACAUUGCUUUCAUCAUGAGGCUUAUAUAAGGCUUUCAAUUUUUCGUGGGUCCAGACAUAUUUUUGCUCCAAUGUGGCUCUUUCAAUAUUUUGCGUCGUUGUCCCAUGGUUUAAAAGAUUAGUAAUACUGUUACAAUUACACUCCUUAUUGGUGUUGUACAGCUACAGAUGCUAAUGGCUGAAAACACAAGACUGAAAAAGCAAUUUCUGCUCUUGCACCCUUCUUUAAAAUAUUUUAAACUGCUGUGUUUCAAGCCCAAACUGUUGUGUUUAAUAGAACAAUGUCUAUACGCUGUCAUAGCAGUUUCACGGCGCAUUAAGCCCCCGAACUAUUUUUAAUGUGUCCAUUUUACGCUGGAGAUAUGUUUACGGACAACGCGCAACCCUUUUGCUUCAACCCAGCCAUAAAAGGUAAUUUUAUUAUUUGAAAUGUCUAUUGACUAUCAUUUUGAGAGGCGGACUGCAGCCAGACUCUCUUGGUCAUUUUUAGCUUAGAAACAAAUUGAUGUCUAAUAUUUGGUUUUAACCCCUUAUAGCCUAAUUUAUGACAUUUGAUACUUACAAUUUCAUUAGAGACUAGAAUUUUGAAAUUCAGACCCAAAAAAAAAAUGGAUGCAAGUCAACACAUGCAUCCGCAGGUUACAUCAGAAAAAUCUGGAUUUAGCUAGGGUUAUAGAGCGCUUAUUACACAUAUUCAUUUUUUCUUUUAUUACAAAUUCGGAAAAAAUUAGGUACCAUUAGGACCUCAUUUAAAAAAAUUUGGGAUUCUCUGACAUUCAUGUUGCAGGCUUUCAAGGGUUAAAGACAAAUUAUUCACUCGCAUAUUUAAACAUUUUAACAAAAUACGUCUCAAUGAGAAAAAUGGUCUCUGCAAAAUUGGUCAGGGAUAUCUACCUCAUAACUAGAGGUGCACAAUAAUUAUCGGUCUCAUAAUCAUUGGUCCGAUAAUAUGAAUUAUGACGUCAUCCCAAUAAAUCCAAUAACAAUUAUCAGCCCUAUUAAUAUUUUUGGCACGUGUCGGAUUGGAUUUGCACGUUUGUUUCCAUUCCUGUUUUUCCAGUGUGCAAAGUUUUUGUUACGUCUUUGUUUUGUUCAUUAUAAUAAUGUUCACGUCAUCAUGAAAAUUCUGGUUCGGUCAAAGGCAAAUCUCAGCUGAAUCAACCACUAAUAUUUUUGACCAACAGGUGUUCAAAAACUCAAGUGAAUAUACAUUAAAAAAUUAUAUAUAUAUAUAUAUUAUUAUCGGUUAUCGUAUCUGUAUCGGCCUUGAGCAGCAGGAAGUUAUCGAUAUCGGUUUCAAAAAAUGGCUAUCGUGCACCCCUACUCAUUACUAUAGCUCAUUUUUUUGUUAGUCGCAUAUUCCACAGUAUUUUACAUGACAAAAUAAUUGAUCCAAAGAAAGUUAAAACAUUUAAAAUCUCGACAACUCCUUGAGGUCUGCAUCGCAACCCAUGUUAUAUUACCGUGUUUCACUCAUAAAAUCCCCCAAAAGUUCGGCUGUGGCCAUUCACUUCUGUGUCUUGACACUCAGACGCGCUGGAGUUUUUGGAUCAAAAUAAGUACGCAAUGUCAUUAAAAUUAUGGUGUCUUUAAUAAGGAUGCGCUCACACCGAGCCAGGGUUUUUUUUUAAUGCCCUCCUGUUCAAAUAUUUUCUUCCCCCAGAAAAUUGAGAUUUUAGGCUUUCCAAUGAUGUAUAACACAUGUAAAUUUGAAAUUUGGCCAAAUUGGGGGUCUCAGAGCGUAACUUCCAAGUCACCGGAGUGUUUUUCGUCUAGUAUCAGUACAGCUAAAAAGCCAUUACUAUUGAGUACUACUUGCAAUCUGCAGUUUUCAAGCUCUAGUUUCCAUCAGUUUGUCACCAGCUAUGUACGUACCUUCUCAAAAACUUCUCUAAUAGUGUGGUGUCCUUUCAUCCUGCUGUGAAUUUAAAUGUUACUCGUCAUUUGAAGUGGGAGAUACGGCAUCGGCUGAUACCGCGCAGCCAAAUACCCGAAUAAAAAUCACUCCCUACAACAGAAUUGAAUCACAGCGCAUCUUUAUCUACACGAGACAAAGGGCAGUCAUACAAAAAAAGCCUCUUGUAAAAGAUUAGCAAGAACAUUGUAAAAGCUCCAAUUGACCCAAUAAAAACAGUGUAAAAAGUUUCUCUCAAAAUUGUUAAGACAUACUCAUCAGGUACAGUAUUCCAUCUGGUUGAGGCACAAAAAUACUUGAGUAUAAAAACAAAAAGUCAGGUGGCUAAUAUAUAUAUAUAUGAUAGUAAAAAAAAAAAAAAAAAAAAAAAAAAAAA
Molecule: messenger RNA, 4808 nt
Organism: Corythoichthys intestinalis (scribbled pipefish)
Lineage: Eukaryota; Metazoa; Chordata; Actinopteri; Syngnathiformes; Syngnathidae
Gene: tifa
Product: TRAF interacting protein with forkhead associated domain
Exons: 2
Coding region: 138-704 (188 amino acids)
Biological process (GO): canonical NF-kappaB signal transduction
Molecular function (GO): protein binding
Source: RefSeq, a predicted model, not a curated record